Plutella xylostella (diamondback moth) is the source of this 965-nucleotide messenger RNA. NCBI's taxonomy places the organism in Eukaryota, Metazoa, Arthropoda, Insecta, Lepidoptera, Plutellidae. The record is from RefSeq and is a predicted model, not a curated record.
GAUUUAUCUUAUUCACUUCUAUCUUUAUUGUUUUCAUAAAUGCUUCGUGAAACUAUGAAGUACCUAUCUAGUUGAAUUAAGUAGCUACUAACACUAGGGAGAGAUUUCACUGCUGUGAAACACCCUGUGAAUAUCACAAAAGGUCUUAUAUAAUUAAUUUCUGCCUGGCUGGUUGAGAAUAAUCAUUUCAUUGCAUUUUGAAGUUGUGAGCUGUAACCACUUAUUAGUUACACAAUGGUAAGUCCUUUGAAUAAAAUAAUAGAAGAGAAUAUUUCACUUAAAAGUAGGUACCUAGUUAAUUAUUGAUAUUACUAUUACUUUAAUACUUACUCAAGCAAUCUUUUACAGAAGUUUUUUUGGAUUACAACUCUCAUGCUCACCAUAACAAGCUUGACCGAUUCUUCUAUAACCGGAGUGACGUAUCACGAUGACUUUGACUUCGAAGAACGUUACCACAAAAACGAAUGUGACCCGAUGUUUUACUACCCCUUGCAUGCCCCUGAGCGUUGCGGGGACAUUUAUGAGAAACUCAUACGACAGAAGCUAGGCCACUACGGGCCUGUGCCCAUCCAGCCAGACGUACACGCAGCCAGCUACCCAGGGUCCGCCAUUAUACACUACCAGUCCGACCCUAUCCCUUUACCCAACCGACUAGAGGACAUCCCGCUAUCCCCUUACGAAGAGCUAUUCAAGCAUUUAACAGCAGAUAUAGUGAAGGAUCCGAAGAAACCGGAGGUGGUCAUGACGAAUAUAGGCCCAGUGGCGGUUUAUGAGCAGAAGGUAUCGGAACAGAGCGAGAAGAUGAUCAUGGAUUUGGCAAAAGGACGCGAUGAGAAGAGUGGUUUUCGGACACGGACGAAAGACAAAAGGCGAAGACACCGACACCGUCGUAAUCGCCACCACUAGAAAUAAAAAGGUAAGAUUGGAUUUGUUAUUGAUUGUUGUGUAGUAUAAGAAGAAACUGG